UUCACUAGCAGCUCAGGCCUUGCAAUGCAUCAAAAAAUCCACACAGGGGAGAAGCCAUAUAAAUGUUUGGAGUGCGGAAUGAGCUUCGCUCAUGGCUCAAGUCUUACAUUGCAUCAAAGAAUUCACACUGGGGAGAAAUCUUAUAAAUGUUUGGAGUGCGGAAGGAGCUUUGCUCACAGUGUUAGCCUUACUACACAUAAGAGAACCCACACAGGGGAGAAACCAUAUAAAUGCUUGGAAUGUGGAAAGUGCUUCAGCCAGAGUUCACACCUUAGUUCACAUAAGAGAACUCACACUGGUGAGAAGCCGUAUAAAUGCUUUGAAUGUGGGAAGAGCUUCAGUCAUAGUUCACAUCUUACUGUGCAUGAGCGAAUCCAUACAGGGGAAAAACCAUAUAAAUGUGUGACAUGUGGAAAGAGCUUUAGUAACUCCACAUCACUUGUUAUCCACCGCAGAAUCCAUUCAGAAGAGAAGCCAUAUAAGUGCUUUGAGUGUGGAAAGAGCUUCCGGCAUGGUACAGGCCUUCAUAAACAUCAAAAAAUUCACAGAGGUGAAAAAACCGUAUGCAUGUUUUGA
Messenger RNA from Podarcis muralis (Common wall lizard), 576 nucleotides. The record is from RefSeq and is a predicted model, not a curated record. Lineage: Eukaryota; Metazoa; Chordata; Lepidosauria; Squamata; Lacertidae.